This is a messenger RNA of Theobroma umbraticum, 1446 nucleotides long. Its product is annotated as cytochrome P450 704C1-like. Gene Ontology annotation, molecular function: iron ion binding; heme binding; oxidoreductase activity, acting on paired donors, with incorporation or reduction of molecular oxygen. The record is from RefSeq and is a predicted model, not a curated record. Lineage: Eukaryota; Viridiplantae; Streptophyta; Magnoliopsida; Malvales; Malvaceae.
AUGGAGAUUUUAUCUACCAUCUUCUUGUUGAUGUCAUUGACAAUACUGUCCCUUUUUCUAAUCCUGUCUUUUCUCAUUAUCAGAAUAUUCACCGGUAAAUCCAUCAAUGAUCCUAACUACGCGCCGGUGAAGGGCAGUGUUUUAAACCAGCUCUUAUACUUUAGCCAUAUCUACGACUACCAAACACAAAUUGCCAAAAAACUGCCCACUUUCAGGUUACUUGAUAUUGCACAUAGUGUAAUCUUCACAGCCGAUACGCGAAACAUAGAGCACAUUUUGAAAACAAAUUUUAACAAAUAUGAAAAGGGUACACAUCACCAGGAACUUGUUAGAGAUCUUUGGGGACAAGGGAUAUUUGCGGUGGAUGGACAAAAGUGGCGGCAGCAGCGGAAGCUUGCAAGCUACGAGUUCUCGACGAGAGUUCUUAGAGAUUUUAGUUGCUCUGUUUUCAGAAUAUAUGCUGCCAAACUGGUUAGAGCUGUUUCGGAGCUAACGGCGUCGAGACAGGUUAUUGAAUUCCAAGAUUUGUUGAUGAAAUACACAAUGGAAUCGAUGUUCAAAGUUGGGUUUGGAAUUGAUUUAAAUUGCAUGGAAGGGUCAAGUGAAGAAGGAACUACCUUUGUGAAGGCUUUUGAUGAUGCGAAUGAGUCGCUGCGCUUGCGCUAUUUCAAUACCUUUUGGAAGCUGAAAAGAGCUCUCAACAUUGGCUCCGAAGCCUCCCUCAAGAAGAAUAUCAAAGUCAUUGAUAAUUUUAUUCACAAUGUUUUAAGCGCCAAGAAGAAACUGCUAGCAAUGAACCCAAAUCCUAAUGUCAAAGAAGACAUACUUUCAAGAUUUUUAAUGGAGAGUGAGAAGAAUCCGGAAACAAUGACUGAUCAAUAUCUAAGGGACAUAAUUUUGAAUUUCCUGCUUGCUGGCAAAGAUACUGCUGCCAAUGCUUUGUCCUGGUUCUUCUACAUGCUCUGCAAGCACCCCUUGGUACAAGAAAAAGUUGCACAAGAAGUAAUAGACAUUGCUUGCAGCAAAGGAAAUGACGCUAGCGUUGAUGACUUCAUCACAACCAUAACCGAUGCAACUCUUGAGAAAAUGCAUUAUCUUCAUGCAGCAUUAACAGAGACCUUAAGACUGUACCCUCCAGUUCGUCGGGAUGGAAGAUGUUCACAGGCGGAUGACAUUCUCCCGGAUGGACACAAAGUCAAGAAAGGAGAUAUGGUUGCCUAUCUGGCCUAUCCCAUGGGUAGAAUGCCUUCCAUUUGGGGAGAAGACGCUGAGGUUUUUCGACCAGAAAGAUGGCUUAAAGACGGAGUGUUCCAACCCGAAUCGCCUUUCAAAUUCGUGGCAUUCCAUGCGGGUCCUCGAGUUUGUUUAGGCAAGGAAUUCGCGUACCGGCAGAUGAAGAUAUUCUCAAUUGCCCUUGCUCGCUACUUCUGCUUCAAAAUUAGCUGA